AAUCAGCACGUGAGUAACUGAUCUCCCUUCUCCGCGGCCUCUGAAAUGAACAUCACACAAGGGAGAGGGAGUACUAGCGACAGCGACAUUAAGGGGUCGUUUUGUGAAAGGACGGGGAUGUAAAGUCUCACUGCGAGCUCACGAACAGCCAGCAUCAACAUGAACGCCUUCCUUCAAGUCUUGCUGGUGCUUCAGAGUUUGACGUUCAGCGCAAUUAGAGCAUCCAUCCAGUGUGAAUGUACGACGGCGGACUGCAGCCGUGAGCAGAAGACCACAUGUUUGGCAGAACACAGUUGUUAUGUCCAACAUCUUCCAGUCGAUAAAGAUGACGGCCCCACGCCACCUAUACUCCGAGGCUGCAUUAAUGAUCCAACGCCAUUACUGUGUGAGAACCGGCGCCCUCUAGGAUAUAAAGGUCCCUGGCCAGUGCUACAUUGCUGUUUUACUAAUGGAUGUAAUAAAGAAGUUUUACCCCCUGAAGCCCCAAGGGAUGAUAACAAUACAAGUGCCCAGGUAACAGUGGCCUCUGACAUCUAUACCUCAGACCUCAACACUCACCACAUUGAGAACGCCCACUCUGUUAGAUUUCACAACAUCAACCCUGUCUACAUCGCUGUUCCAACAGUGGGUGUGUGCUCUCUCCUAGCUAUCAUCAUCUUCACCAUUUACAUGCUCAAACGGCAUCAGGCGCAUUAUUAUAAAGCCUGCGACAAAGCGGGAAAUUUACAGACAGUCAGUUCCAGGACAAGUAGCGAGGAUAGUUCAGUGCGUGAUAUGGAGGAUGUGUCCGUGGAACAGUCCAUACAGAGUGACUGUAGGCUGUUGGUGUGACCAGGUUCAGGAAUUUCCAAAUUUGACACUCUCACAAAAAGACGAAGGGAGUAGGGGGCAUAUUAUUUUGCAGGCAUGCCAUUUUAAACUAAGACUGGGUUCCCAUACCUAGAGCAAUAUAACUGGAUAGACCCAUCUCCAAGGGGUUUCUCGCCAAAUUGCUUUUAGCGUAAACGGCUACUUUGUCUGGCAUGGCUACUAAAGCCCCUAAAUGAUAUUUAAUUGCCCUCUAAGAGCUUCAGUGGGUGUGCGGGACAUCUAAGCUGCUGAAGUUGAUAGCAAUUUAGUGCAAACCCCCUUGUAGAUAGAUCGAUCAAAAGUUAGUUCCAUAAUCUAUGGGAAUGGUCUCUUAAUUCCCUUACUUGUCUGCCUGGAGCAGUGCAUUGUGGGAGAUUAUUAUCCACCAUAUUAUCCACCAUAUUGAAAAAUCAAAAAACAGAAGGCAAAAACCUCUUUCUGUCACUUUAGACACAUAAGUUAUCAUAAGGAAAAUUGAGAGAUAAAAGAAAUGGCUAAAUCAUUUGACUGGAAAACAUCAUGUGAUAUUAUACUUGAUUGUUGGAAAACAAAAAAAAGUCCUAAAUCUUAAAUCCCAAUCUCGGAGGAUAAAUUUACUUCAGAUGUGUGUUAUGUUAAAAGUAACUAUUUCAUGGAAUCCCCCUAUAUAAGAGUAUUCAAAAAUGAUCAGUUAAACUGAACUCUUUGGGGAAAAAGAACAUGAAGAAAUCUUUGAUUGAAUGUGUUAGUUGUGACUGAAUGGGGAAGAUUGUGUCAUAUAGGGUUGAAGAAAUCCACAGUUGAUUUGCAAGUUUCAGAACAAAAAAAAGUCUCAAGUUUAUCUCUCUUAAACUUUGUAAGUUUUUGUCUAUAUGUUUGGUAAGAUAUUGGUGCAUUGUAAAUAGUGAACCAUUGUAAUUGUAACAAUGUAUCGAUCACUUGUAAAUAAUCAAAUGGUGCUACCCAGAGUCCCAGUUGGCAAUGGACUGAUAUUGGUAACUGAUGACACAUGUUACUGUUACUUUAUAACUAUAUCUGGUGCUGUAUAGGAUGUUAACUAGUUGUUGUUAUAGUAAUCCUGGUGCUUAGUGUAGGUUACUCCCUGCAACAUGUCAUGGGCAGAUGUACGUUUGUGGGAAGAGUUCAGUCUAAAGUUGGGAGGAAAGGACAGGAUGGUUAUUAUUAUUGUCUUCAAUUUUUUAUUUAAUUUUUUUAAUUAUUAUUUAUUUUUAUCUAUUUGCUUAUUUAUUUGUUUGUUUGUUUAUUGGAGGUCCAAGAUCAUUUUGAUUUCUAGUAUGGUUUCUUUUACCAUCCAGGAAGGGAGAAGGCAUCUGAAGGCAUGACGAUUUCUUUUAUUUGCAAUCCAUUUAAUACUAGUAAUUAAGAUCAUCUUGUGUGAUUGAAAUAAACCUUAGUUUUCUUCAUAAGUACACCUCUAACCUAACGAACACCUAAUCAGCUAUACCGUUCUUACGCCAAAGUGCCACUGAAAUCCAAUUCCUCAACGUAUAGUUACUUAUUUGCCAAGUGAAGUUAGUUGUGUUCUGUCGUGUAAAAAUAAAUACAAUGCAUUUAAACUAGAUUAAUACUAUGAAAAAGUACAUCAGUUGACAUUAUUAUCUUUUUACGAAUGUUUUAGUGAUUUUAACCACCCACUUUAGAAACAAAUGAUUAGUGAAACGGCUACAUUUUUAUCUUGUCACAAGGGCGUCAUCAGGCAUACCGAGUCUGCUUUUGUGUAUUCUUUUAAAAUAUUAUAAUGUACAUAAAGUAUCAGUUAUAUUGCUCAAAUGUUGACAUGGAGAUUGUCAUUGUAAAAACGGUUUACUGUAUUAUGGUAUGUAAUGUAAUUGUGUAUCAAUUAAUGGUUUAUAAUAAAAUGUAAUUGUG
This is a messenger RNA of Lingula anatina, 2718 nucleotides long. RefSeq lists its product as uncharacterized. The record is from RefSeq and is a predicted model, not a curated record. Lineage: Eukaryota; Metazoa; Brachiopoda; Lingulata; Lingulida; Lingulidae.